UCCUGAGGGGAGGUAAUUUGCACGGAUCAAGGGGGCAAGGCGCCGCAAAGUAUAAAUAGUGUGACUUCAAUCGAGGAUCACCAGCAGGUUCCCCAACUCCGCGAUACCAAAGGAGGGAGAAAUUGGCCGAGGAAGACGCGUCUUUAUGUCCCAUUUUUUUCGGGCGCCUUCCCAGAGAGUUGGCAGCAUCACCUCGUCUCGUUUUCAAGGGGCCGCACCAUUGAUGUCUUAAGCUGCCGUGGAGCAAAGGGAGAGAGGGGCUACGACGGCGAGUCUGCCUGACUGAUUUUUUCCUUCUUUGAAAGGAAAAAAAAAAUCACGAGAGUGUGUGAUGGAAGAGCUUACCGCGUUCGUGUCGAAGUCUUUCGAUCACAAAGUCAAGGAGAAGAAGGAGGUGAUCACCUACCGGGAGGUGCUGGAGACCAGUGCGGCGAGGGCGGCCGGCCGCGGCGGGGAGCCCUUAGCCCCGGAGCCCGGGAGCCGGGAGGAAGCGGCGGUCGUAGUCCGGAACGUGGCGCUCUCGCCGGGGAGGGAGACGGACAUCCUCGGGCCGGAGAGGACCAGAGACGCCGGCAGUCCCAAACUCAUUGACGGCACCACGGAUGUGAAGGAGAGGAAAGAGGAGUCCACAAAGCCCAUGGAGGACGAAGCGCAAACCAAAAUCAAGCAAAGGAGAAGUCGGACUAACUUCACGCUGGAACAGCUCAACGAGCUGGAGAGGCUCUUCGACGAGACGCACUACCCGGACGCCUUCAUGCGGGAGGAGUUGAGCCAGAGGCUGGGGCUGUCCGAAGCCCGAGUGCAGGUUUGGUUCCAGAACAGAAGAGCCAAAUGCAGAAAGCAGGAGAACCAGUUACAUAAAGGAGUUCUGAUAGGAGCAGCAAAUCAGUUUGAAGCUUGUCGCGUGGCGCCAUAUGUCAACGUGGGGGCCUUGCGGAUGCCAUUCCAACAGGAUAGUCAUUGCAACGUGCCGCCCUUCUCCUUUCAGGUUCAGGCGCAACUGCAGCUGGACAGCGCCGUGGCGCAUGCGCAGCACCAUCUGCACUCUCACCUAGCCGCACACGCGCCCUACAUGAUGUUCCCGGCGCCGCCCUUCGGUCUGCCGCUGGCCACGCUCGCCGCCGAGUCGGCGUCGGCAGCGUCCGUCGUGGCCGCCGCUGCUGCCGCCAAGAACACCAGCAAAAACUCAAGCAUCGCCGAUCUGAGACUCAAGGCCAAGAAACACGCGGCCGCGCUGGGCCUGUGACGUCCACCACGACGACGAUGACGUCGCUCGGGAACGCGCACGCACGGGGACGCCAAGGCCACGCGAGGACGCUAUUUAUGUUUUGUUUUUUUUUCCUCCGAUGCAGGACAACUAUAUAAAUAAAGGCUAUUUAUGAGAUUAUGAAAAAUGACUGCUUAAUAGCCUAUGGGAAGUAAUUUUUCUACGCCAAAAAAACAACAAAAACAAACAUGGACGGCCCUUGUGGCGGAAAGAAGAAGAAGAGGAGGAUGCAGCUGGUGGUUGAUACUUUGUCAAACAAGGCGAACCAUUCUGCAGUCUGUUCUAACAUCUUAUUAUUAUUAAUAUUAUUAUUAUUACUUACUGAGGCUGGCCUCGUUGUAGUUCAACACUUCCACGCCAAGAAAUGAAGCGAGGGAAUUCCAAAAUGUUUGCAUGAGUCAACACGCUGACCUUUAUGACCUUUUUCUUUCUUUCUUUGCUUCUUUCUUUCCUUCUUCCCUUUUUUUUUGGUAAAAAUGACGCCAUACACCACAAAUGUGAGAUCAUAAUAUAUGUUGUUUUUUUUUUAUGCUAAGUGGUGUUUCAUCUACUUUUAAAGGUAGUUUUUUUUUUUUUUACGUUAUAUAUAUGACAGUAUAUAACAAAAAAGAACUGUAAAAAGGUACGGGCACAUGUAAAAUAUGUUUAUACACAAGAAACAUCUUUUUGGAUUCAUUUUCUGAGGAUGUUUGACUUCCAUUUGCGUGCAAGCUAUGUGCUUCCUGUAUGUACUUUUUUUAAAAUAUAUAUAUGACAGUGAAAGUGAACUCACCUGAGGCACGGGUUUCUUAAAAAAAAAAGAAAGAAAAAAUAAUACUCAUGACAAUACCUUUUCCAUCUCAUGUGAAACGUGAAUCCACCUAAUCAAAAUAAAUUAACAAAAGGUUCUU
Messenger RNA from Syngnathus acus (greater pipefish), 2157 nucleotides. It is a transcript of the gene shox2, whose product is annotated as short stature homeobox 2. Gene Ontology annotation, cellular component: nucleus. The record is from RefSeq and is a predicted model, not a curated record. Bases 332 to 1246 code for a protein of 304 amino acids. Gene Ontology annotation, molecular function: DNA-binding transcription factor activity, RNA polymerase II-specific; sequence-specific double-stranded DNA binding. The transcript is spliced from 5 exons. Gene Ontology annotation, biological process: regulation of transcription by RNA polymerase II. NCBI's taxonomy places the organism in Eukaryota, Metazoa, Chordata, Actinopteri, Syngnathiformes, Syngnathidae.